Molecule: messenger RNA, 1770 nt
Organism: Penicillium chermesinum
Lineage: Eukaryota; Fungi; Ascomycota; Eurotiomycetes; Eurotiales; Aspergillaceae
Exons: 3
Coding region: 1-1770 (589 amino acids)
Biological process (GO): regulation of transcription by RNA polymerase II
Cellular component (GO): piccolo histone acetyltransferase complex
Source: RefSeq, a predicted model, not a curated record
AUGACUCGGUACGGAGGCCUGGGCCGGACGCGCCCCAAAAAGCUCACCUCCAAGGCGUCCAUUCCCAUUGUUCGCGAAGACGAAAUAGAUGCCCUCGAGGAUGAGAUCCAGGCUUCCCUGCAACAGAUCGAGACCGGUGUCGAAAAGGCCGAAGAGUCGGAAUUUCACUUGCAAGUCGCGAUAAAUGCCACUGCGCAGGGCAAAGUCAACAAUACUCACAUCCCAACCCCCGAAACCAUCCUCAGCAACCUCCGAUAUGACGAACUCUACCCCCCCUUCUUCUCGCAACCGGCCACCUACAUCCGCUUCUCGUCGACAGUGGAGGAUUGCUGUGGAUGCCCGUACAAUAUGACCGAGGAAGACGAUGCUUUCCUCAAAGUCUUUAACCAGAAACGCGACCCGGCAGAUAGAUGCUCCGAGGAUGCCUUCGAGGCCACCAUGAACUUCUUCGAGGAAACGGCUCAAACGAAGCAACCUUAUGCUGCCGUCGAUAACCCGCCUGUCCUUCCGUUCUCAGAAAUGGAGGAGGCUAUGGAUGCCGCCGUAGAAGAGAGCGUAAAGCACUUCGCCAAGGACCUGUAUGAUCACUGGAAAUCGCGUCGGUCCGAAGGCGGCGGCAAUCACAUGCUGCAACCUAGUCUUAAGUUCGAAACUGGUCAAGAUACGGACGAUAGCGAUCCAUAUGUAUGCUUCCGUCGUCGCGAAGUUCGGCAGAUUCGUAAGACCCGUGGCCGUGAUGCGCAGAGCGCUGAGAAGCUUCGACGACUGCGUAAAGAACUGGAAGAUUCUCGUCAGCUUGUCGCUCUGGUGCGCCAGCGCGAAGUAGCUCGCCGAGAGAUGUUGAUCAAUGAGCGACUGAUCUUCCUCCAGCGUGCCGAGGUCAAGGAAAUGAAGCGCAAGCUUGGUGUCAAGGACGACGACGAGGAUCUGAUCAAUCAAAAGGUUAGCAUGGACACAGGAUCUGAUAAUGAAGCCCAACUAACACCCACGCAGCCCAAGAAGAAAACCAUGGAUCUUCCUCCUGGGCAACGACCCAAUGCUCCCCAGCUGCGCUUACCUCUCAAGCCUGGUCUCCAAGGCGCCGAGGACCUGCAACUGCUGGAAGAUGUCCAGGCGGAGAAGGAGAACGCGAUUGCCAACGAUAUCAAGGCCAAUAUAGGCAAGCACAUGAGGUGGAACGAGGGCUUUGUGGAUCUUACCCGCGCACCGCUUUCUCCAUCUCCAGAAAGACCAUUCGACACGGCGUCAUUCCGCCCUGCCUUCACGGCACAACUCCCCACUCCCCCAUCUUCAGAGUCGUCUGGUGAUGUCGAAACCUCAUUAGACGUCACUAGCCCGCUCCUCUCCAAAGACAGGCUCGCUUCACGGGCCAUGGAACUGCACGAGGAGCCACAUCGCCUACCUUCGUUCCGUCGACGAGUCGGCCGCGGUGGUAGAUUAUUGAUCGACCGUCGUAACUUCGCUGCACGCUGUAAAAUCGAAAUGGACCCUAUCAAGAGUGACCGGUUCAAGUUCGACCAAGAAGAUUCAGAUGACGAGCCCGUCUAUGAAACAGACAAGUUCAACAUACAAAUCAUGCAGCAUCGUGCUGCGACCUGGUUCAAGGCGCGAGAGCAAAACAACGCCGUGGCUCAGGCUCAUGCGCAGGCGCAACAAGCAGCCCAGGCCCAAGCUCGACGACUGCAGGGCGAACAAGCUGGCAACUCUGGGUCAAAUCCUGGACUUAGUUCGGCAGCCGCAUCAUCUGUGCCCACGUCGUCUGAGGCGUAA